Molecule: messenger RNA, 1941 nt
Organism: Aspergillus versicolor CBS 583.65
Lineage: Eukaryota; Fungi; Ascomycota; Eurotiomycetes; Eurotiales; Aspergillaceae
Exons: 4
Coding region: 184-1881 (565 amino acids)
Biological process (GO): basic amino acid transport; transmembrane transport
Cellular component (GO): fungal-type vacuole membrane
Molecular function (GO): basic amino acid transmembrane transporter activity
Source: RefSeq, a predicted model, not a curated record
UUUCCACCAGCAAGUCCUACCAUAACUGCAUCCUCGCCAGUCGUGGCGACAGAAGACAGCUGGAGUGAGUUGCUCCAGUCCUUGAUUCUUGAGGAAAUUAGUGGUUAUACCAAGGUUAAUAUUUCUAGUCUUACACGUAGUAAUUCCGGGGCUGCCACGAGGCACUCCUAAACCGGUACCUUCAUGUUCACGGGGAAAUGGAUCAAGAAAUGGGAGAUGAAGCUCGCCCAUUGGGUUGGCUUGGGGAGGCAGAUCAAGGCCACUGACCCAAUCUCCAGCGAGGACGUCAACCUUCUGCAGCAACACGAGGCUGCUGCUGCACGAGAGGACCAGACAACGAGGAAGCCCUCUCCAUUCCUGGCCGGGUUAUCACCAGCGCGGUUCUGGACUAUAUUCUCGCAAAUCCUCGCGACGCAGUUCAUCUGCUUCUUUGAUACAACCAUCAUGGCAUCCUCCCAUCCAGCUAUAAUGUCGUACUUUGGUGCCGCCCACUCUGCAUCCUGGCUUUCGACGGCUUUCAUGAUAACGUCAACUGUCUCACAGCCAUUUCUUGGCCGCCUGUCGGACGCACUCGGUAGGAAGCCGCUUUUUCUCGGCACCACGGCCAUUUUGUCAGUAGCCACGCUCUGGUGUUCUCUCGCCACAAGUAUAGGAAGCCUCAUUGUCGCAAGGGCAGUGUGCGGGAUAGGUGCUGGAGGCACUCUGCUAAUGGGGAGUAUCAUGAUGAGUGACAUGAUACCUGUCGAACGUCGAGGGAUUUAUCUAUCAUAUAUCAACGUUGUAAUCGGCAUCGGGGCCGGGUUAGGGGCCACAUUUGGUGGUGUCAUUGCCGAGGCAAUCGGCUGGCGAUGGGAGUUUGGCGUGCAGGUUCCUCCGCUGCUAAUAUGCUUAGGUAUUGUUGGAGUAGUCAUUCCAGAUAACUUGGGCGUAGUUGGGGAGAGGGAGCCUGUAGAAAAGGUCAUUAGAGAGUUUGACGCGCCUGGUGCGUUCUUGCUUACCCUGGCUGUGUCGACGCUCAUUUUUGGGUUGGAUCUCGGCGGCAAUAUCCUUCCUUGGUCUCACCCAUUUGUCGUCGCCUCCUUGAUGGCAUCUACCAGUUCUUUCCCAGCGUUCCUCCUGAUCGAGUCUCGCGUGGGAAAGCCCAUUAUGCCACUGAGAUUCAUCUCUGGCAGGCCACGAGCUAAUCUGAUUCUUUCCAACUUCUUGGGUGCGAUGAUCUCAAAUGCCAUCCUAUUCAACGUGCCACUAUACUUUCAAGCCGUGCUUUUAAUCAGCGGUACCUCGUCUGGCCUCCGACUUAUGCUUCCGGCCAUCGUAUCAGCUGCUACAGGUGCUUUGAUCGGGUUCUUGAUUACCAGGACGCGACGCCUGCAUUGGCCACUUGUGUGCGCCGCAGCAUUGUAUGUGUUUUCUAUCAUCUGGCUGGUCUGCAUGCAGCGGGGCGCCUCUGCUGUGGUGUAUUUGCUCCCCUUAGUUCCAUACGCUGUUGCGAAUGGACUACAGUACACCACUACCGCUGUGGCAGUCCUUGCCACGUCUGCGCAUGACGAGCAGGCCAUUAUUGUGAGCACUCUUUUUAUCUGGCGCAGCAUAGGCACAAUCCUAGGUGUCGCGCUAAGCAGUGUUGUUGUUCAAAAUGCGCUCCUACGAUACCUCCAUAUCUUCGUUCACGGGCUGCGAAAAGACGAGGUCAUUGCCCUAGCGCGGGCAUCGGUCGACGCAAUCGCGAAGUUGGACCAACCAUAUAGGGAGCAAGUAGUGCAAAGCUACGAGGCUGCAUUACGCCUGGCAUUCGGGUCCUGUCUCAUUGCUGCGGUUAUAUCUGCACUCCUGGUGCUGCCUAUUAAGUUGCCGCGGUUGCCGUCGUCUGCGAAGAGCUAGAUUCUGCUGUUGCUUGAAAUUCGACAUCUAUAAUUCAAAUGCAUGCGUUUUAUCACCCAA